Bombus impatiens (common eastern bumble bee) is the source of this 3265-nucleotide messenger RNA. It is a transcript of the gene Tret1-1, whose product is annotated as facilitated trehalose transporter Tret1. Lineage: Eukaryota; Metazoa; Arthropoda; Insecta; Hymenoptera; Apidae. Gene Ontology annotation, molecular function: sugar transmembrane transporter activity. The record is from RefSeq and is a predicted model, not a curated record. Bases 1 to 1938 code for a protein of 645 amino acids. The transcript has 7 exons. Gene Ontology annotation, cellular component: membrane. Gene Ontology annotation, biological process: transmembrane transport; carbohydrate transport.
AUGUGGAUAUUGCAGUCGACUUAUCUCUACGUUAAUUGUCACGGACGCAGCGCUAAAAUGCUUCGUCAGCCACGAGUGUCUACGCCGCUGGAACACAACGUUUUACCAAAAUAUUACACGAGGGUGCCUCCGGUUACGAGAUCGGUCACGAACGAUUCGGGUAUCAACCUAGAUUGUUCGUCCAACACGACGAUUGCGACGAAUGCGAGUCCGUUCAACAGCCAGACAGCCUUGAUCGCGGAGAAAAAAGUGAUUCUUUCCGGCAACAGUGUCACCGCCUCCAGUAACCACUACUAUGCGCAGAACUUGAGGAACAAUCAUCAGAAGACCCUGAGCGGGUCUCAUAUGUACGAUCCCCUCGACAAGGGUAUCGAUCACGAUUACAAACAACUCGAUCCGUUGUUGGUCGGUGAACCCCCGUAUACGGGGAUCGAGCUUACCAAGCCAAGCAUGAGUUCUCAAAAUGUCAAACCGACCAAGGACUCGGACACCGUUAUGCGUACGCAGUUCCAGAAGGAACCGAAACCAUCCAUCAUGCGUUAUGCCAAUCAGGUGUUGGCUGCCUUGUCGGUGUCCAUGUGUUCCAUGGUGGUAGGUUACUCGAGCUCCUAUACCUCGCCAGGUUUGGUUUCGAUGCGGGACAACGCCACGGCUACGUUCGAAGUAACGAAAGAAACCGGCAUGUGGAUAGGAUCGAUCAUGCCGUUGAGCGCGCUUUUUGGAGGCAUGAUCGGCGGACCAAGCAUCGAAUAUCUUGGUAGAAGAAACACUAUUCUGGCCACCGCAUUACCCUUCAUCGCAGCCUGGCUACUAAUCUCCCUGGCAGCGAACGUUGCCAUGGUGCUCGCCGGCCGUGCUCUAUGCGGGUUCUGCGUUGGUAUCGCGUCGCUUUCGUUACCGGUGUAUCUUGGUGAAACGAUACAAGCCGAGGUACGUGGUACCCUCGGUCUCUUACCAACUGCUUUUGGUAAUACAGGAAUUUUAGUCUGCUUCAUAGCCGGCAUGUAUCUAGACUGGAGAAACCUCGCGUUACUCGGCGCUGCUUUACCGAUACCGUUCAUGAUUCUGAUGUUCGUGAUUCCCGAGACUCCUAGAUGGUAUAUCUCCAAGGGAAAGACAAAAAGGGCGCGAAAAUCGCUACAAUGGCUGCGAGGCAAAGGCACCGACAUUACCGACGAACUGUCCUCCGUUCAAAAGUUACACACCGAUAGCGAACGUAACGUUUCGCAGGGUGCAUUCAUGCAACUGUUCAAGAAAAAUCAUCUGAAGCCACUUUUCAUCUCGCUCGGCCUAAUGUUUUUCCAACAGUUUUCGGGAAUCAACGCUGUUAUAUUUUAUACCGUUCAAAUUUUUAGGGACGCUGGAAGUAGCAUCGACGAGAACAUCUCUACCAUCGUUGUAGGUAUCGUAAACUUCAUUUCAACGUUCGUUGCGGCAUCCGUUAUAGACAGACUAGGCAGAAAAAUGUUGCUGUACAUAAGCGCUAUAUCGAUGUGUCUAACUCUAUUCACGUUCGGUACGUUCUUCUACGUGAAGGCGACAGGAGUGGAUGUGACGGCAUUCGGUUGGAUACCGUUAAUGAGUCUGAUCGUUUACGUAAUCGGCUUCUCUCUGGGAUUUGGCCCGAUUCCAUGGCUGAUGAUGGGCGAGAUUUUACCGGUUAAGAUACGCGGCUCGGCAGCCAGCGUAGCCACGGCCUUCAACUGGAGUUGCACGUUCAUCGUCACGAAGACGUACGAAGACAUUGUUUCGGUGAUUGGACCGUACGGCACUUUCUGGAUGUUCGGUACGAUCGUUCUAGUUGGUUUCGUCUUCGUAAUCGUCAGCGUACCAGAAACGCGAGGUAGAUCUCUCGAGGAAAUCGAGAAAAGAUUCACCGGACCGGUGAGAAGAAUGAGUGCGGUCGCUAACAUGAAGCCUAUGCCUAUGGCCUGUUAAUUGUUCCUCUCUCGUUCGCUCUCAACGUCGAUAAUUAGCCAAUCGAUCUUUUCGACUAACGCGACGAUGGUCGCGACGUCGACACUAACUCGCGCGUGUUUCGCUUCGUUAUGAAACGAACGAAUCCUAUAAGUAUAGUUCCUUCGGUCUGUCGAUAAGAACGAGCGAAGGGCACGUGUCUAGAGAGGACCGUCUUCCGGAUCGAUUCUCUCCUUUUUCAACCUUUUUUCGAUUCGUACGCGGCUGCUCUCUGCUUCGUUCACUUUCGUUUCUCCGAUCGUCUCUUUAUUCCGGCCCCUUUCCAAACGACCCUACACGUGAAACCGUUCGCUCCGACGACACCAAUUUUUUAUUUCUUUUUGAACCAAACACCAAAUACUCUUCGUUGUCGGAAAAUUAUUUCCAUUGCGUCUAGCUUCCUGGAAAGGUGCGAGCAGAUGGCAGCCAAAGAAAGCAGCAAAGGAUGAACGCGCGAAAAAAGAAAAAGAAACGAAGAGAAAAGACGAAGGAAGUUUUAGAGAGCGGAAGUUUCGGUAGAUCAGCUUGUUGUUUGUAUGUACUUACGAAAAACGCUUGCUUGACGCAAGACCGGCUGAUAGUUUAACGACAUAAUUGCGAACGCAAGCUCAACUUGAGAGAACGAUCCGUCGACUAGACGUCAUACGUAACCGUUAUUUUUCUUAUUUCAAAUACUUUACAGGGUCUACCUCAAAUUAGUACUUUUACUAAAGGUAUACGAGUAGGUUAACGACAAGGAUGAAUUAUUUAAUUAGUACACGUGUGUAUAGAUUCGAGUACACCGAUAUGUUGUACUUAAGAAAAUGCGUAUAAACAACGUUGAAAAGGGAAAAACAAACGUUUCUUCCUUCUGUAUCACCGCGACAAUAAAAUUUUUACGCGACGGUCGUAGAGGUAAUUCUUGUGCAUUUCUAUCGAUAUCGACCGUCGCGUUUGUACAUAUGUAUGUAGUUACCGAUUUGCGUCAAUGAACAAUUGCGUCAUCUAUCAACGAACUAAACCGUAUCAUUCAGAUAUAAGUUAAGAAAUAGAGGUAAAAUAAUACGCGUUUAUUUUUUCAUCGUUGAAAUUGAUGUAACUCACGAAAGAAACGUAUCGCGCACAAUGGCGCACGACAUAUCGCAUUUCUUGCGUACACAUGUAUAUACUGAAUGCAUGUAUAUACUUUGAGAAUCGGUUCUCGUUAUACAACGAUAUAUAUUUGUAACGCGAUUUUUACACAGUAUGCGCUUUUAAUUCUUCAUUUUUAUUCCUAGUUUUCGAUAAUAUGUACCGAGAUCUGUUUCAAUUCAAUCGAAUCUCGUUUGUA